This is a messenger RNA of Penicillium paradoxum, 4146 nucleotides long. Its product is annotated as putative ABC multidrug transporter. The record is from RefSeq and is a predicted model, not a curated record. The transcript has 13 exons. Gene Ontology annotation, biological process: transmembrane transport. The annotation marks the transcript as partial. Gene Ontology annotation, molecular function: ABC-type transporter activity; ATP binding; ATP hydrolysis activity. Lineage: Eukaryota; Fungi; Ascomycota; Eurotiomycetes; Eurotiales; Aspergillaceae. Gene Ontology annotation, cellular component: membrane.
UCGUCCUACAUUUUGACGCUAGAUAUACAUCCCACUGCCAUGGAGACUCCCUCCUCCGGCACAAUCGCCUCUGUGGAUCUGGAACAUGGCGACAGCCGGAUUCGCAAACGACUUACAGUCACCUUUCGUGAUUUGAAUGUGCGAGUUACGGCCCCAGAUGCGGCUUUGGGAAAUACUUUAUGGUCUGAGAUAGAUCCGCGGCAAAUCAAAUCACUACUAAAUCGUGGUGACCGUCCCAAAAGGACCAUCCUCAAAGAUGUUGCAGGGCAGGUUAAACCUGGCGAAAUGCUCCUCGUCCUCGGACGUCCAGGCUCCGGAUGCACAUCACUUCUCCGAGUGCUCUCCAAUGAUCGUGAUAGUUUCGAUGAAAUUAGCGGCGAAACGAACUUUGGCAGCAUGGAUCAUAAAGCAGCUCGAAAGUUCCGCCAGCAGAUUAUGUUCAAUAACGAAGGCAUUAUUUCAUUAGAUGACCUCCACUUCCCAACUUUGACCGUUAACCGCACGAUGAAAUUCGCCCUUCGGAACAAGGUUCCUAACGAGCGCCCAGAGAACCUGAGAAACCGCAAGGACUUCGUACAGAGCCAGCGUGAUGAGAUCCUGGACUCACUGGGAAUUGGACAUACAAAGAAGACCCUGGUUGGGAAUGAGUAUAUCCGAGGAGUUUCAGGAGGCGAGCGCAAACGCGUUUCCCUCGCUGAGGUUCUGGCAGGACAAAGUCCAGUCCAAAUGUGGGACAAUCCGACUCGAGGACUUGACUCGAAAUCCGCUGGGGAGUUUGCACGAAUGCUCAGACGCGAGGCUGAUCGAAACGACAAGACCAUUAUUACCACUACAUACCAAGCUGGUAACGGCAUUUACGACCAGUUCGACAAGGUCCUUGUCCUGGCCGAGGGCCGUGUCACUUACUACGGCCCACGUCGACUUGCCAGGAAAUACUUCGAAGACCUUGGUUUCAUUUGCCCCAAGGGUGCCAAUAUUGCGGACUUCCUGACUUCAGUCACUGUCGUUACCGAACGCACAAUCAGACCUGGAUGGGAAGAGAAGGUGCCAAAUACACCCGAGGAAUUCGAAUCCUGCUACCACAGUAGCAAAAUUUACCAAGAACAAAUGGACUCCAUCGUUGCCCCUGAGAAGUUGAACUAUGAGACUGAAGACCUCGAAUUGGCUGUUUCCAGUGAGAAGCGGAAGCAGCAUAUUCCUCGGAAUAAAAGUGUUUAUACCGCGAAUCUCUGGGAUCAGGUUGCCGCUUGUGCCUUGCGCCAAUUCCAAGUCAUCUGGGGCGACAAGCUCUCACUUUUUGUCAAGGCUGCGUCUGCUAUCAUCCAGGCUCUGGUCUGCGGAAGCUUGUUCUAUGACCUACCAGAGGAUUCGAGCUCAAUUUUCUUAAGGCCUGGUGUUUGCUUUUUCCCUGUGCUAUACUUUCUUCUCGAGAGCAUGUCUGAAACAACGGCAUCUUUCAUGGGCCGGCCAAUUCUUUCUCGCCAGAAGCGGUUCGGAUUUUACCGUCCUACGGCCUUUGCCAUCGCCAACGCCAUCACCGAUAUCCCCGUUGUGAUAUUCCAGUCGACCUGCUUCUCGCUCAUUCUUUAUUUCAUGUCGGCCUUGCAAAUGGAUGCUGGGAAAUUCUUCACCUAUUGGAUUAUUGUGAUCGCUCAGACAUUAUGUUUCAUUCAAAUGUUCCGAGCGGUUGGCGCUGUCUGCAAGCAGUUUGGAAAUGCCUCCAAAGUCUCCGGACUAUUGUCUACUGUUUUCUUCGUCUACGGGGGCUAUCUCAUUCCAUUUGAAAAGAUGCAUGUCUGGUUUCGUUGGAUCUUCUACCUGAACCCGGGAGCCUAUGCAUUUGAAGCGCUCAUGGCGAACGAAUUCGUUGGACGAGAGUUUACUUGCAUUGCACCCGAUUAUCUUCCAUAUGGCGCUGGAUACUCUGAUUCAGCCUCUCCUUACCGUGGAUGUUCAGUGCUUGGAAGCGAUGAGCGAGGUAUUAUUGAUGGCGCAAGGUACGUUGCAGAGCAAUACAGUUACUCCGUCCACCAUAUCUGGAGAAGUUUUGGUAUCAUCAUGGGAUUUUGGAUCUUCUUCAUCUUCCUAACUUCGUUCGGGCUGGAAUUCCGGAACGGCCAGAGUGGGUCAUCGGUUCUCCUCUACAAGCGUGGAAGUCGAAAGACCCGUGGAAACGGAGAUGUUGAGAAGCCACAGCCCGCAAAGGAGACAGAUGUGGGUGCACUUUUGGGCUCGGUGAAGCAAUCGACCUUCACGUGGAAAGACCUUGACUACCACGUACCCUUCCACGGCGAGAAGAAGCAGCUUCUUAACAAGGUGUUUGGAUUUGUUCAACCCGGAAAUUUAGUCGCCCUUAUGGGAGCUUCCGGAGCUGGAAAAACAACUUUGUUGGAUGUACUUGCUCAGCGCAAGGAUAGUGGAGAGAUCCACGGAUCUGUUUUGAUUGAUGGCCACCCAGUUGGGAUCAGCUUUCAGCGAACUACAGGGUACUGCGAACAGAUGGAUGUGCAUCUCGAGACAGCGACUGUAAAGGAAGCAUUGGAAUUUUCGGCUGUUCUUCGCCAACCAUCAACAGUUCCCCACGAAGAAAAGAUUUCCUACGUCGAACAUAUUAUCGAUCUUUUGGAGCUGCGCGAUAUCAGUGAAGCUCUUAUCGGAGUGCCUGGAGCUGGACUCAGCAUCGAACAACGCAAACGUGUGACACUUGGAGUUGAGCUUGUCGCCAAACCGACGCUGCUGUUCUUGGAUGAACCCACUUCAGGUCUGGAUGGGCAGAGUGCGUUCAACAUUGUACGAUUUCUUCGGAAGUUGGUCGAUGGUGGCCAAGCUGUGUUGUGUACAAUCCAUCAACCAUCUGCAGUGCUCUUCGACGCCUUCGACGGUCUUCUCCUACUAGCCAGGGGCGGCAGAAUGACCUACUUUGGUGAAACUGGCAAGGAUUCAACUAAAAUCCUAGACUACUUUGCUCGGAAUGGAGCACCAUGCCCUGCAGAUGCCAAUCCAGCAGAGCAUAUUAUCGACGUUGUUCAAGGGGGAGGUACUACGGAUAAAACAGAUUGGGUUGAAGUCUGGAAUCAGUCAGAAGAGCGCAAACAAGUACUGGCUCAGCUUGAUGGACUCAACGCAACUAACAAAGCUGAUCCCAACUAUGUUGAGGAUACUGCUGACUAUGCUACCUCGCACUGGUUCCAAUUCAAGACGGUUUCCAAACGCCUCAGCGUUCAUAUUUGGCGCUCACCGGAUUACAUGUGGAACAAGAUUAUCCUUCAUGUUUUCGCUGCUCUUUUCAGUGGAUUCACCUUCUGGAAGAUUGGAAACGGCACUUUCUCUCUUCAACUGAGACUUUUUGCCAUUUUCAACUUCAUCUUCGUUGCCCCGGGCUGUAUCAAUCAGAUGCAGCCUUUCUUCUUGCAUAGCCGAGACAUUUUUGAGACUCGAGAGAAAAAGUCCAAAACUUACCACUGGAGUGCGUUUAUUGGCGCGCAAACCAUCACAGAGAUUCCAUACCUCAUCAUUUGCGCUACUCUUUACUUUUUAUGCUGGUACUUCACAGCAGGUCUUCCUUCAGAAGCCAGUGUUUCCGGACACGUCUACCUUCAGAUGAUUUUCUAUGAGCUCCUAUAUACGUCCAUUGGUCAGGCCAUCGCAGCAUAUGCACCAAACGAGUAUUUCGCGGCCGUGAUGAACCCCGUCCUGAUCGGUGCCGGCCUGAUCAGUUUCUGUGGCGUGGUCGUCCCUUACUCUCUCAUGCAGCCAUUCUGGCGCUACUGGAUUUACUACCUGGACCCUUUCAACUAUUUGGUUGGUGGACUGUUUGGUGAGAUUAUCUGGGAUGUCAAGGUCCAAUGUGAACCCUCCGAAUUUGUGCAGUUCAGCCCACCGUCUGGUCAGACUUGCGGCCAAUACAUGGCCGAUUUCCUCGCGACGCAGACUGGGUAUCUGCUUGAUGCAAACACCACUGAAACAUGUUCAUUCUGCAAAUAUUCUGAGGGUUCUGACUACGCGAAAACAUUCAACCUUCAAGAGAAAUACUAUUCCUGGAGAGAUACGGGUAUCACUGCCCUGUUCUGUAUCUCAUCUUACGCCUUGGUGUUUUGGAUGAUGAAGCUCAGGAGCAAGAAGACUAAGAGUGCGCGCUCCGAAUGA